AUUUUUUAAUUUUUCCAAAAAAAUGACACGAAUGCUCCCAAGGUGCCACGUGUCAAAACAAAGACACGCUGUCCUUGUAUGGAACUGCCACCUCUUUUCAUCGUACGCAGAAGCUGUAAUAUACUUCUAAUUUAUGGAGUUGUUUGAGAAUCCAGCUGCAAUAAUUCACAGCGAAUUCGAACCCAAAUCAAAUUAAUCUAUCAUGAGUCAAGAACAACCGAAAAGGCCGCAGGAUCAGGGCGGCGAACUGCAGGAACCCAUCAAAUACGGCGACGUUUUCCAGGUUUCCGGCGAGCUGGCGGCGAAGCCGAUUGCGCCGGAAGAUGCCGCCAUGAUGCAGGCCGGCGAAACCCAGGUGUUCGGCCAGACCCAGAAGGGCGGACCCGCCGCCACCAUGCAGGCCGCCGCCACUUUAAAUGAGAGGGCCGGUCUCGUUGGCCACCGUGAUGUAAGCGACGUGGUCGCCGGAAAGGAAGGUGUCGCCGUCGCUGAAACUGCUCUUCCGGGGGCUCGUAUUAUCACCGAAUCAGUCGGGGGGCAGGUUCUGGGGCAGUACAUACAGCCGACGCCGGUGAUGAACACGGCGGCGGCGGGAGGAGUGGUGAUGCAGAGCGCAAUAACCAUCGGAGAAGCACUGGAAGCCACAGCCCGAACCGCCGGUAAUAAGCCCGUCGACCACAGCGACGCCGCCGCAAUACAGGCGGCGGAGUGCAGAGCGACUGGUUCCAGCCUCAUAGUUCCCGGCGGGCUUGCUGCGACGGCUCAGUCAGCCGCCGCCUUCAACGAUGGUUUGGUCGGAGACGAAGGCAAAGUCAAGCUCGCCGACGUCUUAACAGGGGCUAUUGCGAAGUUGCCGGCGGACAAGGCUGCAACGAGGGAUGAUGCUGAAGGGGUUAUAGCGGCGGAGCUGAGAAACGAUCCAAAUCUGCACACACAUCCCGGCGGGGUGGCGGCGUCGGUGGCGGCUGCCGUCAGGUUGAACGAGGGUGGGUCGCCGCCGGGUGCUUGAUGAGGGUUGACGAAGGGGUAUUUCUGUAAAUAUAGUACGAAGCGAAUGUGAAAUAAGUAAUAUAAUAGUGCUGGUAGUAAUGGUAUUAUUACGAUAGUAUCCCUGUAUAUUUGCUUUAGCAGUACAACUCUUUUUAAAUUUUAAUAAAUGUCCGAAUAUAUUUUAGUUCAAAGGAUGAGUCAUUAAUCA
Molecule: messenger RNA, 1198 nt
Organism: Erythranthe guttata (spotted monkey flower)
Lineage: Eukaryota; Viridiplantae; Streptophyta; Magnoliopsida; Lamiales; Phrymaceae
Source: RefSeq, a predicted model, not a curated record